This is a messenger RNA of Sphaerodactylus townsendi, 673 nucleotides long. RefSeq names its product granulysin (gene GNLY). The coding region runs from base 59 to 559 and encodes 166 amino acids. The record is from RefSeq and is a predicted model, not a curated record. NCBI's taxonomy places the organism in Eukaryota, Metazoa, Chordata, Lepidosauria, Squamata, Sphaerodactylidae. Gene Ontology annotation, biological process: defense response to bacterium; killing of cells of another organism; antimicrobial humoral immune response mediated by antimicrobial peptide. Gene Ontology annotation, cellular component: cytolytic granule. The transcript is spliced from 5 exons.
AUUGGACAGAAGCGUCUAGCAGUGGCUUUGGCAGCUGUAGUAGAAUUACUGAAUAUCCAUGGCCUUGUUACUCAUCUUGUGGCUGAAUGCUGCUUUAGGUGCAGUCUUGGCUGGAUCCCACCUGAUUCCUGAGCCAUGCCUGCAGGGUCCAGAGUUCUGGUGCAAGGACAUGGCUACAGCUGUUGAAUGUAGGAGGGAGCAAUACUGUUGGAGUCUCCACAGCAGUUCCUUGUUGUGGGGGACACUCUUCGAGGAGGAGGAGGAGGCUCCUGCCCCAGGGAAGAAAUGUUCUAUGUGCAUUAAGAUUAUGCAGAAGCUCCAGGAUCUGGCUGGACAAGAUCCAGAUGAUGAAGCAAUUAAUACUGCAAUCGGACGGGCGUGUAAGGUUCUGCCCAAGCCUCUGAGUUGGGUUUGCAAAACUAUGCUGAAAAAGUUCAAAGAUAAGAUUAUUGAGGCAAUGGAGAAUGGUGAGAAUCCUAAGGAAAUCUGUGUUGACCUCAAAAUAUGCCGAAGUGACUCAGAGAUGCUCCCAGGUUCUGCUUCUUACACUGCCGCAUAGUGAUCCUGGAGACCAGCACGGAGGAUUUUAGAUGCUCAUGAACAAUUUUUCUGUAAGACUUUGACCAGGUGUUUGCCUGUGAUGCAUAUUUGCCUUUUGGUGUUGCACUGAAUA